This is a messenger RNA of Megalobrama amblycephala (Wuchang bream), 3484 nucleotides long. RefSeq names its product FKBP prolyl isomerase 1Ab (gene fkbp1ab). Gene Ontology annotation, molecular function: peptidyl-prolyl cis-trans isomerase activity. The record is from RefSeq and is a predicted model, not a curated record. The transcript is spliced from 4 exons. Bases 151 to 477 code for a protein of 108 amino acids. NCBI's taxonomy places the organism in Eukaryota, Metazoa, Chordata, Actinopteri, Cypriniformes, Xenocyprididae.
ACACGUCUUCUCGCUGCGGUCAUGUGACCCGACAGCAUCGCUCCUCUCUCUCUCUCUCUCUCUCUCUCUGUCUCUCUCUCUGCCCGCAAACAGCUGUGAGUGAAACAGUGUGCGGGAGGGCUCUUCAGAAACACACACGAGCGGGACAAAAUGGGAGUGGAGAUCGAGACCAUAACCCCCGGCGAUGGGAGGACUUUUCCCAAAAAAGGACAGACAUGUGUGGUGCAUUAUGUUGGCUCUCUGACAGAUGGACGAAAGUUUGACUCUUCCCGUGACCGUGACAAGCCAUUUAAGUUCAAGAUUGGUAAACAGGAAGUGAUCCGUGGCUGGGAGGAAGGUAUUGCGCAGAUGAGUGUGGGCCAACGCGCAAAGCUGACCUGUUCACCUGAUUUUGCCUAUGGUAAUAAAGGCCAUCCUGGGAUUAUUCCCCCAAACGCCACACUCAUCUUUGAUGUGGAGCUUCUUAGUUUGGAGUGAUUUAAUGCUUUUCACUGCCUUUUUAUUAAUUUUUCAUUAUUUUAUAAUUGUUUCAUGUGUCAAAAGUUUAGUCUUAACAUUACAAACUUAAUUAAAUCAAUAUCUCUUUCUGUCAGGCCGUAUUUUUAGUAAUUCUUCUCAGAACCACCUUUAUUCAGCAUCCCACUCUUACAGUUUUAGGCACAAGAUCUGUGCUUCAUUUUUAUCAAACUUUUGCUUUGGUCUCGUUACAUCUGAACUAAUUCUUAAACUCUUUUAAUUUUAAUCCAAGAUUCUUCCUGUGCAAUUGAUACGAUAUCACCAAAAACCUUGCAAUGUCCUUAAUCUUGAACUUGAACCCGACAAAUUCCGAUUCAGCGUUAAUUUGGCGACCAACGCCAACAGACGCUGACAGGGUAACACGCUGAUAUGAAAUAACCCAGAAAAGUGCCUGUUGUCGUUGGUCGCCGUCGGCAUUGUGUUAGACUUGUAUUCUCUUUUGUGACUUUUUCUCGCACUGUGAUUGUUGUUGGCUUGAGACCAAGUACAAAUGUGACUGCAGACAAAUUUGUUAAAAAAAUCUGCGAUUUUAUCCCUGAAUUGACAUAAAUUUAUCUUAAAGAUGUUAUGUUUGGGAUAUAAAAAUUGAAAUAUUUGUUGCAUUGCUACUUUUUACAUUGAAUAAACUACAUUUAAUAUUUUUUACAUUUAAAAAAUAAACUUUUUUCAGUUGUCCACUUUAGACAUUCUACUAUCUUUAAGUAAGUUUGCAACUACAUGUCAACUAACUCUCAAUAAUUUGCCACUACAUAAUCAAAUAACUCUCAUUAGAGUAUUAGUAGACUGUAGGUUAGGGUUAGGUCUAAGGUUCGGGUUAGUAGAAUAAGUUUAUGUGUAGUUGCAAAGUUACUUAUAGUCUGUUGGAGAGCAUCAAAAUAAAGUGUUAUCAUCAGAUAUUAAACAGACACACUAGUAAUACUUUAAUGACAUGACAUGCAGAUGCAAAGACAUGCAAAGAAUGUCUAAAUUGGACUAUCAAAAUACAACCCCAAAUCUAGAAAAGUUGGGACAUUUUGUAAAACGCAAUUAAAUCAAGAAUCUGUGAUUUGGCCAAAUUAAUUGUAUUUUGUAAGUAUAAACAAAUUUUGAUUUUGAUGGCUGCAACAAACUCCAAAAAAGUUGGGACAGAGACACAAUAAUAGUAAAAAGAUUACAGAAUAUCCAAGUUGAACAGUUUCGAAACAGUCCACAAUUAGCAGGUGAGGGUAUCGUGUUUGGGUAUAAAAGGAACAUCCACCAAAGACUCGGUUUUGUAAGCAAAGAUGAGUCAUGGCUCACCACUUUGCUCCAAAUUUCAUGAGAGAACUGUCAAACGAUUCAAAAAUCACAUUUCUCAAUGCAAGAUUGCAAAGCAUUUAGGUCUUUCACCAUCUACCAAACAUAACACUGAAAAGAUUCAGGGAAUCCAGAGAAAUCUCAGUCAGUGUAGGGCAAGGCAGGAAACUUCUGUUGAAUGCGCGUGACUUUCGAGCCCUCUGGGAUCAUCCAGACUUUCAUCAGCGACAGGUGCAAAAGCAAACAUCUGUCAUGGUAUGGGGGUGCAUCAGUGCAAAUGGCAUGGGUGACUUGUGUGUGAAGGUACCAUUGAUGUGGAAGUGUAUAGAGACAUAUACUUUCCUGGUAAACAAGACAAUGCCAGGCCUCAUUAUGCACAUACAUCAGUGUGGUUUCGAGAUGCUCUACACCGUAGAAGGGAUGUGUCCCGAACUGUCUCUUAUUGAAAAUGUAUGAUAAAAGGAGAAUCAGACAAAGAUUGACCACAGACUGUUGAGCAGCUGUCUUGUAUCAAGCGAGAUUGGGCGAAAAUUCCACUUGCAAAACUGCAACAAUUAGAAUCCUAACAUGCCUCUGUCCCAACUUUUUAAAAGUGUGUUGCAACCAUCAAAAAUUAAUAUUUGUUUAUAUUUAAAAAAAUACUAUCAGGAUUGUCAUUGUCAAAUCUUUUUUUACUUCUAUCAGUUAAAUAAAAGUUCAAGAGAAUUAACAAAUCACAUACUCUUGACUUCAUAGUGAAGUCCCAAUUUUUCUUGAUUUGGGGAUGUAAAAUGUUACCUAAUUUUCAGCCAGUUUUGAAUUGUUAGGUUUGAACAGAUGGACUUUACACUGGUUCACUAGUUCUGUUUAGUAUACAAAGAAGCAAAUUCUUGAACAAUCCUUGUGCCUCUUUGUGUGUUUUACACCUGCCAGAAUUCCACAGGUUUUGUAUAUUAACAAAGCGAUCAGAAGUGAUCAGCUGAUAAAGUGCUGUCCUGUAAUCACACUUUACAGUAUACCAGGCUGAUAAUUAUACAAUGAUGAAGUAUUAUAGUACUGCUAUUUCUGUCAAUUUGGUGAGCAACAUUUUUUUUUCUUGCAUUAAUAACAUGCAGCUAUUUGGAAAUGUUAUUUGAAGUGUUUACUUUGUUCUGUGUAUGACUAGGUUGUGUAGUUGAGUAGGUGGCACAUUUGGCACCAUAGCAAUGGAUGCAUGCCAUAUUUAGUGCUUAAGGAUUUUGUGAUCAUGUUUCAUCUAAAAACAAUCAAUUAGCUUGCUAAUAAAUAUAAUAGAUGGGCACUUUGUGUUCUCAUUGAGCUGGAACUAUUUGUUUUCAAAGAUGGACAAUGUCUGAAAAGCACAUUGUGACCUACCCUACUUUCAUCACACUACUUGCCAUUAAUAUAUACAUUUUGAAGCUAAAUUAUUUGCAGCCAUCUGUUAUUGUUAAUGUAGACCGUGCUGCCUAUAGAUAAUUGAUGUGAUUAUAUUGGAUGCAGAUACAGUGACAGUACUUUUUGUAUUGACAUGAUAAUAAUUUUUAAUUGAAAUCUGCAGACGCAUAAAUACUUGAGUCGAUGCUGUUGAUUUCUGUGAUUGCAGGUCAAGCAUCAAAUAUAUGGCUUUAAUAUUUCUGUAAUGCUCUGUAUAUUUAUGUAUUGUCAUACAGACAAAAAACAAUAAAAUAAUUAAAAUGUGACAUGUUUUGGGAAA